CAGCUCACCGGGGCGGAAGGCGACAGGUGUCACCUGUCCGAGAAAGCAGAGCAAAACACGGAUGGAAAUUCGAAGUGGGAAAUGGCCCACAAAAAUGUAUGAAGUGCUCCGCGUCAUGACAGCUGGGCGCUCCAUGUGAAAUCAGUUUGCAGAGAAAGUGAGCUGCUCAGCCUGGUAAACAUGACAAGGAACAAGCAGAUUGACAUCAAGGGUGCCCUGGCUCUGGCCGGCACCUUUAACUUCCUGUACUCCUGUGCCAAAGCCUGCAUCCUGCCCUUCCUCACCCUGUACUUUAGACAGCAAGGCCUGACUCCCGUCAUGACAGGUAUUGUCAUGGGAACUAAGCACCUCGUAUCUCUGAUCUGGAGCCCUGUGGCUAGUCUGCUGUCCAAGCACUACAAUAAGAGGCGGGUGGUCAUAACUGGUUCUCUUGUUUGUUCGGCGGCAGUCGCUCUGCUUCUGCUUCUUAUCCCGUCCUCAGAUGUGGACCCACAGACCAGCUACUGUAACAUGUCUGAACUGAGCACCGGUCUGACUGCAGAUGUGGGUGAUGACCUGCUUGUGAGUAGCGCAGGACCUACGGCGGCAUCAAAUCUGACCCGCUCAAAUGUCAAUGCUGCUCCUGUCUCGCAAUCUAAUGCCACUUUACCUACAAAGACACUUGGUGACACGAAUGAAACAUCUCAUCCUCAACUAGCACAAGUGAAAAAUGUGUCUCGGAUGGUAAGCGAUAGUCUAGGAAAACCAAACACCAACAGGUCUAGCAGUAGCUCCUCACUGCCACCCCCGGCGAGAAACAAGAGGUCCCGGGCUGGAUCAGGGUCAGUGGCACAUCAUCAAGAAAGAAAAACAGGGAUGGAGGAGGAGGGCCAUUUUGAAUUCCUCGGCAGCCUGAAGAUGAUGGACGCUCAGCACCAGCUCUUCUUCCUUAUCCUGAUUAUAGUGUCGAUAUGGGAGUCUUUAUCCACUCCUCUAGAGUGGACGGCAGAUGACGGCCUGUAUGAGUAUCUAGAUUUUGUGGAUGCCUCGGACCGCUAUGGCAGCACAGGGGUGUGGGGGAUGCUAGGAGCCACCUGUGGGGUUGGAGGUGUGGGGCUGCUGGUGAGCCAAUUAAGCUGUGUCAUUGCUGGUCAGAUGCCCAGGAGCGCUGUGCAUUUCUACUGCUAUGCUGGGGUGACCGCUCUGGCCCUGCCUGUGGCGGUGUUUCUGCCUCUCUACCUGAACAAGAAGCGAAACAGGGCCAACGGGCUCCUCAAAGCCAUGCAGCUGGUAUGCGGGCACCCUCGGGCCCUGCUCUGCGCAGUCACUACCCUCCUGGUCGGGAUCGCAGGCUCAGCUGUGGAUAACUUCCUUCUUUGGCAGAUGCAGGACCAUGGGAGUGGUGAGCUGCACAUGGGGCUGUGUCUCGCCCUGGCACUGCUCUCACAGGCAGCCUUCCCUCUGCUGGCCGGUCGGCUAUCCAAGCUCUUCAGCCCAGACAGGCUGCUCAUAAUUGGGGCUACAGGUUUUGCACUACAGUGCUUCUAUUACUCCUUUCUCUGGGGACCUUGGGCUGUACUCCCUGCACAGUUGUUGAGCUGCUUCAGCUGUGGAGCUCUUUCAUGGGCAGUGAAGCUUCAGUGUGAGGAUGUGGCUACACCAGGUGCUGAGAGGGGUGUGAGGAGGGUCUACCAGGCCCUGUCUGUGGAGCUGGGAGCAGGCCUGGGGAGCUUCGCUGGGGGCUUUGUGGUCCAGAGGUUUGGGCUGGCAUGGUUCUUCAGAGGCACUGCGGUGGUACUGAUGCUGUGGUGUGUGUGCCUGCCUCUGCUCCAGUGGAAGGCCCCUCGCCAGCGCAGGAUUAACUACUCCCGUCUUUUGGCAGCUGAUGCCAGUGAGGCCAGUGACUCAGAUUCUGAACAGGAGAGAGACUGGCUGGAUAAAGCAAUGGAGGAUGACAAAAGCAAUAACAACCAUGGAAGGAGGAUAAACCACUGACGGCAGCUGAACUGAGCAGUAUUGUAUGAUCUGUAAUACGGAAGGAUGUGUAAAAUCAUUGUAUUGAUGUAAUACAUGAUUUACCUUAUAAAACUGAAAAGCAUUUUUGUUUCCCUGCAGGAAUGUCCUGCCAAUUACAGACAUGCCACUCUGUCAUCAAAGAGCUUCAUCAAAGCAGGCCGGCUAAUUUCCUACCUGUCCAACUGGUUUAACUGGAAACUAAAUAUUUCUGUAUAGCUGUCAUUAUUUCUUUUUGUUUUUUUAAUAGAAUGAAAUAUUCAGGCAUCUCCCCUCAUGUUCCAUGUUAGAGUUUUAACAGCCAACAAUUAAAGUUACUGCUAAUGUACAAUUUACUGCAGCCUGUCAACCCACAAAUGUACUACAUUUACAUAAGCAAUCGUAGUGUUUGUUUUAGCAAACAAGGUAGCAGGAUUAAGGCUGGGCUAAAGAGGUUAAGUGACACAGUUUAGCCAUUCAUGACAAUAGAAACAGUGAUGCACCCAAGUCGUGUACACAAGGUGAGGCCAAACUGCAUCUUGUCUCACCACACCCAGCAGUUUGCUUACCUAGUGGUAACUCAGUGGUUAGCAUGACCAGUGCUGUUGUGGGUUUGUUGAUUUUGUAUUUUUGACACUCAAGUGCCAAGAAUAUUGAACAGGAUCAGCUGAUUAAAAAAAAAACUUGAAUACUUUAUAGUUCAGGUCUCUGCAUGUAACUGUUUAGCACAUUCACACUGACCUCUGCAAAACACAAUUGAGUUGUAUGACACUCCUUUGCUAUGCAGGCAUGUGCAGAUGUAUGGAGACUAAUUUAUCAAUGUGAGUGCACCUGCAUUUUUAUGCUACCUAAUAUGUGAAAAAAAACAAAAAAAAAACAGCUUGAUUGGCAGUAUUCUCUAAGCAACUACCUUUGUAGAUGCAAAUCCAGAAACGUGUGUGUGUGUUCAAUGUUUUGAUAUAAUACAAACAUCAACACGGCAGUGACCUUUGGCUUAUCUGUGUUCCUUGCAAUAAAUAUGUAUUUUGCCCUUC
Messenger RNA from Myripristis murdjan (pinecone soldierfish), 3005 nucleotides. RefSeq names its product major facilitator superfamily domain containing 6-like (gene mfsd6l). Gene Ontology annotation, cellular component: membrane. Lineage: Eukaryota; Metazoa; Chordata; Actinopteri; Holocentriformes; Holocentridae. The record is from RefSeq and is a predicted model, not a curated record. Bases 181 to 1974 code for a protein of 597 amino acids. The transcript has 2 exons.